AUGCCCUCCGGCCGGACCGUUGCAACAUCUCGGGAAGGUUCCAGGGGAGGCCGGCCGCAACGCUGGAGAUGGUGGAUGACCAGCCGGCCAUGCCCUCCGGCCGGAGCAUUGCAAUGGCACCGUUGCAAACGUUCCGGCCGGACCCUGGGGCUGCUCCGGCCGGCCUCCGGGUCAACGUUCCAAACGGGCAAAUCUCACUCCGGGUCUACCGUUCCGAACGGGUGCAGGGAUGACGAGGAGGUGCGAGCGGGCGGGCGCGAGGGCGAGCGAGGGGCCCACGAACGGGCGGACGGACGGGCACGGGCGGACGGGCGAAUGAGUGCGCGAGCAGGCGGGCUCAGGGCGGGGACUGGCACAAGACACAGACGAGCACCGCAUGCACGACGACCCCAGGCGCACUGGGCGAAUGCCCGGCGCGCAGAUACGGCCGACGAACGCGCAGGCAGCACUGCCCUCAAGUUUGCACUGCCUUCAAGUUCGCACUGCCAUCGAUCUAAGUCCAAGUAUGCUGUCGCUGCUAAGGCGACUGAUCUCAGAGCACCAAGAGGCGGCGCAUACGACACAUGGGAGUCCAUCGGGCACAGGCAGUUCAGUACCAGUACAAGGUCGGCUCGUAAAAAUGCACAGCAGCCGGCUCAUUUCCCACUGCCGCCCUGUCCCAGAGCUGGCAUACAAUGGAUUGCCAGUGAGAAUCAGCCUCGUGCUGCCUGGGAAAUGACGACGAAGCCCCACGAAGCGGCCAGCACCACAGUCGUCAAUCUCUUGAACACUCUGACAGCCUAUGAUCUCAAGGAUGAAAUUGCAAGCUGCGCGGACCUACUCUUGGAACCACAGCGAGCGUCGUACGGAGACAAGCACGAGACACUCUCGCAGCUGGCCAAACGAUGCACCAAUAUGGAUCACAAGAGGGGUGCUUUCGACUUCCAUCUUAUGGUGGCGCUCAUGAAGUUCAGCUUUGAGUGUGCAAGUCUGUCAGGAUGGGUGAACAUCAAUAUUUCCGCUUUAUGGCGCGAGCACCUUUCGACAGAGGCCAAACCCCCCAGUGUUCGCACCGUACAAGCCUGGUAUUCGAGAGGUACCAAGCUAGCAAGGCUAGCGGCUGGAGAUGCAGAGAGCCCUGUUGGACGACUUGUCCUACAAACUGUUAUCCCCACUGUGGGGUCUUUGUGCGAACGGUGCCCCAUAAGACUGGGUGAUCUGUUCACAGCAGUCACCCUAUCAUCUCUGGAUAUCUCCAGCGAUUGCCUGUGCAGUGAUCUCAAUGCGUCAGACCGUCUGUUCAGUGCUCUUCCCUCGAACUCUUUUGUUGCUGUGCCUCGCAAUCCAGACGCGUGGCCGAUGUUCUCGCCGCCUCUCAUGUCGUUAUCGCCUCUCACGUCGCUCUCACCUCUCACGUCGUUCUCACCUAUCACGUCGCUCUCACCAUUCUCUCAAAUGUCGCCUUUAACUGAACUCGACAGCUUCACGCCAUUGUCGCUGUCACCUACUACUUCAUCAAUGUCACCAUUGUCCCUCUCCACCCUCUCAGAUCGCUCAGAUCGCACCGACACCUCUACUACCACCGUCACCUCAAAAUAUGAUCCAGAGCAACUGGCCAACCAGCGGUUUCAAUGUCCUAGGGACAGAGGGCAGAACUCGACCUGGACAGAGCGUCAGAGGAACUUGGCUAGCAAAGCCGUAGAACCAUCAAGCCUAUAUGAGCUGACUUCAAUGCUACAGACCAUUUGGACGUUGUUGCAUGCAUAUGCAAGGCUAUGCCUCAAAGCAUGCGAGACGGAGAUCAACACGGCUGAGGACGGCGGUGCGCAUGUCUUUCAGGCACUGCACUUUUCCUGGUACAAUCGGCAUUGCACUUCUGGACAUGACGCUCCAGACGUUCGGGGUAAAACCAACUACCAUCAGCUAAUACCCUACCCGUCGAAAGAUAUGACGACGAAUCACUCAAUCUACCAGUCGGUCAAGAACAUCCUAGGACCCAUCUUUGACUGGCUAGAUAAGAAGGCACAUACGAACAUCUGGACUCGGCUGGUCAUUAACCUCAACGUAGUGACAGCAGCGCACAGAGACAGCAAGGACGACGGCGUAUGCCUAGUCCUUGCAAUUGGUGAUUUUGAAGGCGGUGAGCUUGUCUUAUACGAACCAGGGCUGGUCGUGCCUCUUCGUAAUGGCGACUUUGUCAUAUUUCCGUCUUUUUACGGACGCUCGGAUGCUAUCGGAGUCUAUCGUCGCUGUCUCUCUUUCCUCAGUGCGCAUUCCGACAUGGUCAAGCCUGUUACUCGAUCCGUCGCAACCGAACAAGGCGCCGGAACACCACGAUCAACCCGGUCGACCAAGACCUCCAAGGCCGCAGGCGGCUCGAAGAAAACCACCAAGCAAACAAAGACUAAGGCGAACCAGGCGGCUGCCAAGAAGGAGCGGGAAAAAGAGAAGGGUCAACAAACAUCUACUAAACAGAAGCUUGCUGGCACCGAGGACAGAGACGUUGAUGAACAGGAUGGCACGUCCAAUGAUGUGGAGAUGGAGGAUGUGACCGCUGAGCAGCCUAAGGCACCUCAACCCAAACCGAAGCCAGCAUAUGGCAAAUCCGUCAAACCUGGAACCUCCUUGGAUGCCGGCGAGGAGGAUGUCGCGCAAAUGUUGUCUGAGAAGCCUAAGUCUGUCGUUGUCAAGUCGUCUUCGAGCAAGGACGAGGACGAGGACGGUGCACGCGAUGACGAUGACGAGGACGAGGGCGAGUACCAGGACCAGGAGUACGAUGAUGAUGAUGAAGAAGACGACGAGGAGGUCAUAGGGAGUGGGUCCGAGGAAGGGGAGGAUGAAGUUGAUGAUGUCCAGGAGGAGAACGACGGCGAUGUCAUAGUCGUGUCUGAGACGAAGGCGAAAAGCAAGCCUGCUCGCGAGCAGGGGACUGUCGGUGAACGCAACAGUAGCAACCGCGUCAAGGUAGCCGACCUGCCCGCCAGUGUCAAGUCCCUUGUAUCUGCCGCGCAGAACUGUCUGCGCCUCCAUAUUGCCCUCAAGGCUGCCUGGACUAAGGAGACGUCGAUUACCUCUAACCGCCUGCCUUCCAGUGACAAGAUGAUUGGUGCAUGCCUUCGCGAAGCGCAUCUUGGACGCGGGAAGAGCAAUAAACACAAUGCAGACCUGAAGAACACAUUCCAGAUGCUGCAAGGCCCGAAGGCAAAGAAGGACGGGGACCCGAAGGCAAAGAAAGCGGAAGUUCGGAAGGAGAUGACAGAUGAAGAACGAGAGGCGAUGAGAAAGAAAGUCUACACCGUGACACGAAAUGAGCUCAAGAAAAAGGCGAAACAGGUCGUUGAGCAGGUCUUCAAGCUCAAUGGUCUGUCCGUGGCUCAAAGGACUGAGAUCGCCGGCUGGCUUCUAGAGACACACUCCACGACGGUCACCGACGGCAGUCGUAAACACAACAUCGCCAAUUUUGUCUUCGGCGGCAUAGAGUUCCACUUCGACCGCAAGAAGAAGUUGGACAGAGAGCAUACGAAGGUCGAGCCGACGGAACCGUUCCGAAGUGAUUGCAUUCCAGAGCUGAUCUACCAGUAUUAUGGCCUGGCGGGACGCCCAGAUGCGAGUAUCAACUCUGCAUUUGAAGAGUUCAGCAAAGUACCGCUGAACCUUAUUGCCCUCUCGUGCAAUGCACUAGUUAUCUUAGAUUCGGUCGAGCUAGGCUUGACUAAUUGA
Fomitopsis serialis is the source of this 3699-nucleotide messenger RNA. RefSeq lists its product as uncharacterized. The coding region runs from base 1 to 3699 and encodes 1232 amino acids. Lineage: Eukaryota; Fungi; Basidiomycota; Agaricomycetes; Polyporales; Fomitopsidaceae. The transcript has 27 exons. The record is from RefSeq and is a predicted model, not a curated record.